AUGCCAGAACCCAGCGACUCGGACCUUGUGUCACAACCUGUCACGGAUCCUGAAAAGGAUGGCGACGUUGCUGAAGAAACAAACAUAGCAGAUAUCGAUCCAAAUCUUGUGUGGUGGGAUGGUGAAAAUGAUCCUAACAAUCCAUACAACUGGCCUACAUGGAGGAAGGCUUUGAACUGCGGACUUGUCAGCGCGUUGAGCUUUAUCACACCUCUAACUUCAUCCAUCUUUGCACCUGGUGUUCCUCAGUUGAUGAGAGAUUUUCAUAAUGACAACACCGAGUUAGCAUCUUUCGUCGUAUCUGUUUUCGUUCUUGGGUUUGCCUUGGGUCCGCUUCUGGUCGCUCCGUUGUCCGAAAUCUAUGGCCGUUUGAUAGUUUAUCACGUCUGCAAUGUCGGCUUCAUUGCUUUCCUUAUUGCAUGUGCUGUCGCUCCGUCUCUGAAUAGCCUCAUCGUUUUCCGUUUUUUCUCUGGUGCGCUGGGAUCAGCGCCUCUAACGAACAGUGGCGGCACGGUUGCGGACACAAUUCACCAAGAGAAGCGUGGCAGGGUCAUGUCCAUAACCUUGAUUGGGACCUUACUGGGACCUGCCGUGGGACCUGUUAUUGGCGGCUUUUUAGCAAAUGCGAAGGGCUGGCGCUGGGUAUUCUGGUUAUGCACAAUCGUUGCUGGUGCUCUCGGUUUGGCCAUGUUUUUUUGUUGCAGUGAGACAUACGCUCCCAUCCUCUUAGAGCGGAAAGCUCAAAGGCUCAGGAAGACCACCAAUAAUCCACUGCUGCGCUCCAAACUUGAUCGAAAUCUUAGUCCACGAGACUAUUUUAUUCGCAGCAUCGUACGCCCCAUAAAAUUGCUAUUCCUUUCUCCCAUUUGUACUAUUUUCGCAGUUUACUUGGCCAUUGUGUAUGGCUACCUCUAUUUACUGUUUACUUCCUUUUCGGAAGUCUUCACGACUGUGUAUGGUUUCAACACUGGCACCAGUGGACUUUCUUACCUAGGAAUCGGCGUGGGCAACCUGUGCGGGCUGGUUUACUAUAGUGCUACCUCUGAUCGCACGAUGCAACGAAUGGCAAAGAUGAGUAAAGACACUCAAGACCUGAAACCUGAAUAUCGUCUUCCGUUGCUCAGGGUUGGGGCUGUCUUACUCCCUACGGGACUUUUCAUUUACGGAUGGACAGUGGAAUACAAAGUGCAGUGGAUUGUACCAAUUCUAGGCACAGCCAUAUUCGGCAUAGGCGCUAUUCUUUGCAUGAUACCGACUAUCACCUACUUGGUCGAUGCUUUCACAAUCUAUGCAGCUAGUGCCAUGGCAGCUAAUACUGUCAUCCGUUCCAUUGCUGGGUCUGUUCUCCCUCUUGCUGGCAGUAAAAUGUACGAGACUCUCGGAUAUGGCUGGGGUAAUAGUCUAUUGGGGUUUAUUGCCGCUUGCAUGAUUCCAGUUCCCUGGGUGAUCAUUCGCUAUGGCGAAUUCUUGCGUCGAAAAUAUUCAGUGGAGAAUCUCUGA
Messenger RNA from Talaromyces stipitatus ATCC 10500, 1500 nucleotides. Its product is annotated as bicyclomycin resistance protein, putative. Gene Ontology annotation, molecular function: transmembrane transporter activity. Gene Ontology annotation, biological process: transmembrane transport. The coding region runs from base 1 to 1500 and encodes 499 amino acids. The record is from RefSeq and is a predicted model, not a curated record. Lineage: Eukaryota; Fungi; Ascomycota; Eurotiomycetes; Eurotiales; Trichocomaceae. The transcript has 2 exons.